Messenger RNA from Podarcis lilfordi (Lilford's wall lizard), 8934 nucleotides. The record is from the annotation of a GenBank genome assembly. NCBI's taxonomy places the organism in Eukaryota, Metazoa, Chordata, Lepidosauria, Squamata, Lacertidae.
AUGGGAUUGACGGUACUGAUGCUUCUGCAGGUGUUGAUGGGUAAGUGGAACAUUUUUCUGCAUGAGUUAAUAUUCCACACCACCAGUAGGGGGCACACUGGACCCCCCACCCCACAUCACCACACAGUAAUCUGGGGAAGAUGAUCAGCACCUCAGCAGGAGGGCCUACCACCAAUGCCUGUCCUGGGGACCAACUUAAAAACUGUGUGAUGGGUGGUGAAUUGCAUUGUGAAAGACUGUAAGAAUGAGCCUCAUUUGGCUUGUUGGCCCUUUAUAUUCCGCCCUGAAGAAUGAGAGGACUUCCCCACAUUGGAUCAGCCUGGUCAUUGGACAAUAGGAUAUGCAUUCCUAAAUUUCUUAUAAACUCAAUCAAUUGAAAUUAAGAUAUGAUUUGCUUGAGCUAAGUUUUCCAGAACAAAGCAAACCAUGUCAACUUUGCAAGACCUAGGCCAUCAUUUAUAAAGUCAUAAAUGGUUUAGGACCAGAUUAUCCAAAAGACAGUCUCUUUCUGUAUGAGCCUGCCCAAGGGUUACAAUUAUCAUCAAAGUUCAUUUCUUCUCUCUCACCACCUAAAGAGACUUGGCUAAUAGGAACUUGAAACAGUAUUUUCUUUGGAAGCAUCCUGGUUACGGCAUUCACUCCCAAGAAAAGUUAGAUUAGUCCCACCCAGAUGACUUUUAGGUGGGCAGAAAAAGUGCCUUACUUCAUCUGAAUUUCAGUGGGGUUUAAUUACAAAAUUGAAGUUUUUAUUUCUAUAUGUCUUUGCUUUUAAGCUUUACUUAUAAUGUUUUAGUUUGUUUAAUGAUUUUAUUGGCUUAGGGUAUUGUAAGCUGUUAGUAGCGGUAUUUAGAGGUGAAAAUGGAUUAGAAAUGAUUGUUUAGAAAAAUAGAUCCAUGAAAUAUAAUUCAAAUAAUUGUUUCAAAAGUUGAGGUGUCAGAUUACCAAACUGUUUACAAUACAUCUUGAAAUCAAGUUAUCAUUUGCCAAACCAGAGCUGCCACUUGGUGCUGAUCGAUGUGUGGCAAGCAGACUUUGCAAGACCUUAACUGCUUUAGUGAAAAUUAGUCAUCUUGAAUCUGAGUUUCUAGAGGGCCCAGUUCCAAGGUCUUACAGGCAGGCUAUAUUUUCAACCCAAACAGGAGAUGAUUACGUUAGAAUUUUCCAAAAAAAAGAAAAAGAUAGAACUAGUGACAAGUGUAAUCAACUGCUCGUUCUUAAAGCACUUUAUUUUGAAGUAUUUUUUAAAAAAAUAUAUUUGUCAGUAUAUCGUCUGAAGGGCUGUAGCUCAAUGGUAGAGCAUGUGUUUUGAUUGCAAAAUGCCCCAGGUUCUGACUUAGGAUAAAACAAUUUCCUGUGUUGAUAUAAAUUAAUGUGAUGAUUAAAUGCCUGUGUUGUCUUUUUUCACUUCAUUCUCACCACAAACAGAGUAGAAUGGACUUGAAAGUCAGGAAGAUGAGCCAUGUUUUGAGUAUUUGGUUGGUUCCUUAAAUGCAUUGGCAGAAUCAAGGAAGGCACAUCUUAGCUGCAACAAUUACAAUGCCCAACGCAGGCUAGUUCUGAAUCCAAAACAACAUUUUUAGUCAUGGGGGAUGAAUGUAUAGCUCUCAGCCACAAUAUUUAUAUUUAAUAUAACCAUCUGGCAAGUAAUUUCAAGAUAAUGGGCAGUAUCCAUCCAACAAAACAGAUCUGCAAGUCCAAAGAUUUUUGCUUGUGCAAUGUAACUUUUCCACCAUUUUGAAAGGGCCAAAAGAGAGUGUGUUGGGGUUGCUGGGUAACUGUAAUAAGGGGAGCAUUUGGGAGCAGCACUAACAGACUGCCAAAGAAAUUCCUUGGUGCCCCAUCCCAGAUGAUCCAAAGCCAGCCUAGGCAGGGGUAUAAUAGUUCAGCAGCCUUCAUGGUGUGACUCUAGAUUCUAGUUCCAAUACAUUGAUUUUGUUUUGACCCCUUUUUCUUUUCUUUUCAGAUGCCAACCCAAGUUAUGCAAGCAGAAGUGAGUACUAUUUCUAUAUGCUUUUAUUGUGCUUGAAGCCAAUGAGUUUUUAAUUAGGAAAAUUAUUCAAUUAAAUGUUUAGAGAUAAGGAUUCCUUGUGGAGAAGGGUGGUCUUGGUCACAGAGCCCUGUGGAUCAUGGCUGCUAUAACACUAUCAAAUUAGAAUAGCACUAGUGGCUUGCCUCACAAGGACAUGCACCCUAAAAUUGCAAUAUCACCCUGUAGAUGAACAUGAGAUACAGGCUGCAUGCACGCCAUACAUUUAAAGCACAUUUCCCACCCAAGAAACCUGAGAAGUGUAGUUAAUUAAGGGUAUUGGGAACUGCUGCUCUUACAAGGACGGAUACUUUAAAUGUAUGGUGUGCACAUAGCCUGGUUCUCUGAGUGCCAUUCUUUAUGCAACUUAGGGAAAAGAAGAUGGAAUGGAGUAGCCUGUAAAGGGGCAUGGCAGGCUGGCUGGCUCCCUGAACCACACCACAAUCUACAGCGGCCAAGUAGAUGCGUUCGGGACCAUAGAAGUAUCCUGUGUUGCCUUGUCCCCUAGCAAGUGGUGCACAGUUAUACUAGUAAGCAACUGGUAUGCUGUAUAUACUGGUCCGCUGCAACAGAACACAGAAGCUCUAUUUAACAAUUAUGCUUAAUAGCCAUUGAGAGACCUGUCCUAAUAAUGAUAUCUUCCUCAGUAUGUGGAAAACAGGGAAUCCUAAACCGGAUCAUAGGGGGGAAAGACUCGCAGGAUGGAGAAUGGCCUUGGCAGGUUAGCAUAAGGUUGGAUGGAGCGUACCACUGCGGAGGGUCCCUCAUCACUGAUCAGUGGGUCAUCACAGCCUCACAUUGUUUUAAAGUGUAAGUAUGCCUUUCCAAUCCCAUCCACCCCUCAAGUAUCACUGAAAUUAGAUUUCACACACAUUUUACAAAGUCGGCUUUCAAUGCUGAAUGUUGAAAUAUUCAUUUUUAAGGGCCUCUCUUCAUGCUCACAGAUUUCUCAGGACAAUAAUGUUUAUCAUAACUGGCCUAAUUCAGUUGGUUGGGGGUUUUUUUGUCUACAUUGGCUUCAAUGCGUCGAUUUCAGCGAAAGCUGUGUGAAAAUAGAUGCAGAACAGCAAGCAGGAAGCCAAGAAUGAACCUUCAGAUAAUGGCUUGUUUGGAACAAAAUGAAGAACUUAAGCUACAUGCGCUGGUCAAUGGCUUGUGCACAGCUGUAGACAGCACUGGUGGACAGCACUGAGUCCAAAAAUGCCUACUGAUUCCAGUACUAUAUAAGUUUCUAACUUGGGCUGGACCAGCCCAGUGCUUUACAGCAGGGAUGGUGAACCAGUCUGAGGGCCUCAUACUCUCAUGGACAAUCUCCUGUGGUGGGACACAUGUCAGCGAGGAGAGAAACAAAGGCAAAAGUAUGCAAGGCAAAGGCUGUGAUUCUUACCAUUAUACACUAGGCUGCAUUGCAGCCACACUGAAAAUGGAGGCUUCUAUAUGCAUAUAGAGGGACGCAGGUGGCGCUGUGGGUUAAACCACAGAGCCUAGGACUUGCCGAUCAGAAGGUUGGUGGUUCGAAUCCCCGUGACGGAGUGAGCUCCCGUUGCUCGGUCCCUGCUCCUGCCAACCUAGCAGUUCAAAAGCACGUCAAAGUGCAAGUAGAUAAAUAGGUACCACUCCGGUGGGAAGGUAAACGGCAUUUCCGUGUGCUGCUCUGGGUUGCCAGAAGCGGCUUAGUCAUGCUGGCCACAUGACCCGGAAGCUGUACGCCGGCUUCCUCGACCAAUAAAGCGAGAUGAGCGCCGCAACCCCGGAGUCGGCCACGACUGGACCUAAUGGUCAGGGGUCCCUUUACCUUAUAUGCAUAUAGACACAUCUCCCUGUUGUCCAUCCAGGCAAGUGAGAGUUUCAUGAUUCACAUUCCAGCCAUGCAAAAGCACUGAAGUAAAGCCAGUGGAAGUAGCCCACCCACCCCCACAAAGCCUGAAGUUUUACACCACCAUUUUACAUAUUGGUGGUGUUUUUUUUCUCUCCAAAUCUCUAAACCCAACAGUAAUUGAAGGAGGUUGCAACGAAAAGAACCGAAGUGCUACAUCCUUCCACUGGAAUCUGCCCAUACUCCAAGAUGUGUCUCGGACGCCCUUCACUGGGUGCCCCCACCCUCAGAACGUUGGUGGAUGGUGAUUGGAAAAUGAGCCUUUUCAUUGGUGGCUCCCUGGUUCUGGAAUAUGCCUCUCUGGGCUGCAUGCCUGUCAAUGAGCUUGAAAAUCUUUCAGCACCAGGCUAAAACUUCCUUAUUUAACUAGUUUUUGAAUAGAGUUUAUCUGAUUUUUAAAAUUAUUUUAAAUCAUUAUUUUAAAAUAACAGCAUUAUUUUGAAUGUUUACUUAAUAGUUUUAUUUAUCUAGAGAUAAUCCUGAAAGAUCAGCUGAAAAAAAUCAAAUUGAACUUUUUUUAAAUUGGGGGUGCAAACUAAAAAUGGGAAAUAUUGGGAUUUGUUUCACACAACCCAACUCCUUAACCUGUUCCAUCCACUUAACCCUAAGGAUAAGAAUUCACUGACAUUCUCUCUGUCUCCUCAACCCCAUUGUGUCUCUCUAGGCUCAGCACCCCUUCCAACUUCACAGUGAUGCUCGGAGCACUGAAACUCUCCAGUCCUGGUCCUCAUUCCAUCACCACCGCUGUGAAACGUAUCAUCCUCAAUCCUACAUAUGAGGGGGAUGUGAAAUCCGGAGACAUUGCUCUGCUGCAGCUGGACAAGCCAGUGAAUUUCUCCCAACGGAUCGUCCCCAUCUGUGUCCCUGAUUCCGAUGUCGUCUUCCCCCCAGGACACAUGUGCUGGGUCACGGGUUGGGGAGAUGUGCAAGGCAGAGGUAGGUUCAAAAGAGAGAGAUAAUAAUAAUAAUAAUAAUAACAACAACAACAACAACAACAACAACAACAACAAUAAUAAUAAUAAUAAUAAUUUAUUUAUACCCCGCCCAUCUAGCUAGGUUUCCCCAGCCACUCUGGGCGGCUUCCAACAAAACACUAAAAUACAAUAACCUAUUAAACAUUAAAAGCUUCCCUAAACAGGGCUGCCUUCAGAUGUUUUCUAAAAGUUUGGUAGUUAUUUUUCUCCUUGACAUCUGGUGGGAGGGCGUUCCACAGGGUGGGUGCCACUACCGAGAAGGCCCUCUGCCUGGUUCCCUGUAACCUGGCUUCUCGCAGGGAGGGAACCGCCAGAAGGCCCUCAGUGUCUGGGAAGAACGAUGGAGGUGGAGACGCUCCUUCAGGUAUACUGGACCGAGGCCGUUUAGCAGAUCGACUCCCUCUGCUGAAACAAACUGGGGAUAACUCCUAUCAGCCACCCCAGCAUGGCCAAUGGUGAGGAAAUUAUAGGAACAGUAGUCUAAAACAUCUGGAAGGUACCAGGUUGGAGAAGGCUGCAUUAGAGGGGAAUUUAUGCUACAGACUGUAAGUGGUUUAACAGCCAUUCCCUCUUUCUUGGGAGUCCUGGGAAUUGUAAUUCUGGGUGUGGGAGGAGUUAAGAAUCUUUAACAGAGAAUCAUCACCCCUCACCAAACUCCAAUUCCCAAGAUCCUUCUGGAAAAAGAACCGGCAGUUCUAGUGUUAUGAAACCAAUAUAUACUUUAUGGUAGGGAGUGAGAGACCUUAGCUAUGCACGUCUGAGUCUAUAAUGCUCCAGCUUCUCUCUCUCUCUCUCUCUCUCUCUCUGAUUUCUCCGGUUAAUCCCUAACAAUAGCAGUUCACAGACACAAGGCAGCAGGACUAGUCUGGAGUUUGUAAUUUUUGGCUACUGUGUCUCUAACAGUUUUGUGACAGGCAGAAGUCCUGCAAGUGAAGAAAUCCAGCUGUAGCAGCAUCUGCAGGUCAGGAAAUGCUCUACUUGCUGGAUUUCUGUUUAUUUAUACAGCUCUUAAAGGCAAAUUAAGUUGUGCCCAGUGGUAGAGGCAAGGAGAGAAGUUGUCAAGCUAUUUAAAAAGUUUGGUUGGUAGCAACCAUUUUUUCCUCCUGAAUGCCUGGUUCCAAGGGCAGUGGGGAGAGGAGCACACAAUUAUGGCUGCCAUAACACAAGUGGGCUUUCAUUUGUGCAGCAUAGUACAAAGGCUUCCCCAAAAUAAGAGAAAGACAAAAAGGGAAACAAACUAGAGAUAAUUCCAGCUUAGUUCAUAAGAGCAUUCUAUAAUCAAAAAAAUAUUCUAUAUCACCUAUAAAAUAUUUGUAAUUUUUAUCAUUGCUAGGUAGCAAUGUGAUUUUAUGCAGUAUUUUAUACUAUUGGUUUUUGUAUUGUACCUAUUUAUCUUAUAUGAGAAUGGCCUAUGGCCCAAGCAUUAAUAAACUACCACUACUACUGUUUUUUAAUUAUUGUUACUGUUACUACCACUAUUGUAUAAUGGGAAUAGCAACUUACAAAAGAUGAAUUGUAAGAUAAUAUAGAUACAAAAUAGAAAUCCAUUAGGGGGAAAGCCAGGGGAUGUAAUCUCUACCCUAAUGGUCUAGCUCCCAACAACAGAAUAUAAGUUCUCAUUAAAAACAAUGAACCAAAUGGCACCUUAAACAUGAACAAUGCAAUGAGUCUGUUCAGAAGAAAAAAAUCAUGUAGCUCAAUGUGACUUAUGCCCUGGCAAGUGUGUGAAUAGGAUUCCAUCUUAGCACAUCUAGGGGGCCAGAAGCUUUCACAUGCCUUCUUCAUCAGAUGCAUGGUGUGGGACCCUCAAGGUGUGAAUGGAUAGGUGAUAGAUGAUAGAUAGAUAUAGACAGACAGACAGAUAGAUGAUAGAUGAUAGAUAGAUAGAUAGAUAGAUAGAUAGAUAGAUAGAUGAUAGAUAGAUAGAUAGAUGAUAGAUAGAUAGAUAGAUAGAUGAUAGAUAGAGAUAGAUGAUAGAUAGAUGAUAGAGUGUCAGAAUGUCUUUAGAAAGCGAGGCCUGAAAGCUGAGCAAUCUAAGAGACAGGUGUGCCACAAUCGUAUGCCAAGAAAAAUGAAAAUGAGAUCCCAUCAAAAGAGGAAAAAGAGUGGGUGUGACACGCUCCAACUGGUGAUGAAUUGGCCAAGCAAGAUGAAUAAUGUACAUUAAUGCCUAAACAGGGACAAUUACCUUUUGUGGUGAGUGAGCCAUUCCUAAUCCCCUAUUGAAUCCAAAGUCUGUUAGUGUCAGAUCUGCAAAUAAAUUGCAGCUAACAAAGGAGUCUCUCUUUGAAAUCUUUUGGGUGAUGUGUGACAACUUGUAAGCCAAUUAUACAAACAGGGAUAUAUGUCUAGAACCUGUCACUCACAUAAUUUUAACCAUAAUUCCAUUUUGUACUUGAAUUUGUUUGUUUUAUGAAAUCCUCUAAAAAAAUGGAUUUAUAAAGUGUAUCUUCUCUCAAAAUACAUAUUCAAGCGGAUAUAUAUUUAUAUAUAUAGUCUUUUGAAACUUAAAUCUGCAAUCUGCAUAGCUCUAAAUUUCUGAUAAAUGCAGUGACCAUUCUGUGACAUGCAAAAUCUGGUAGGUAGCAAAGACCUGGUCCAUGCACAGGGAUUUGCAAAGAAUGCAGUCUGCAAUCAUUCCCAGUCUGUUCCAAUAACUCCAGGGAGACAGAAAUGAAAUCCCUUUGGUUGCAGAGCAUCACCAUUUUAAUGUUUCAUUAUACAAUGGCACUGAUUCUCUUAUCUUGCUCCUGUUUCAGACAAACAGCGAACCUCUGAUAUACUCCAAAAGCUAGAGGUUCCCAUAAUCAGCACAAACACAUGCAAUGCCCUCUAUCACCAAGACUCCGGAGAGCUCAAACUCACAAAGGACAUUAAAAAUGACAUGAUAUGUGCUGGCUUUGCUGCUGGACAUCGGGAUGCCUGCCAGGUGAGACCCAGAUCAGUUUUAGUCCAUUAUUAGUACAUCCAGAUCUUUAGUCCAUCUAGUUCAAUCUCACCUGCACUGAGAGGCAGCAGCUCGCCAGUGUUUCAGAUAAGACUCCCUCCCAGUCCUACCUGAAUCUGCUAGACAUUAAACUUGGGACCUUCCAAAUGCAAAGCAGAUGCUCUGCUACUGAGCUACUGCCCUUGCCAUAGCUCUUGGGCAUCAUCUCCCUUCCCUGUGCCCAGAGGCGGUGGAAGAGGGAUGCAGUGGGGGUGGGCCGCCCCAGGUGUCACCACUGAGGGGGGUGACAAAAUGCCUGGCGGCACUCACCGCAGAGCCUGCAGCGCACCCGAGCCACGUAUCUCUCCUGUGAGUGACACGAUGGCUUGGGUACCCACAGGCUCCGUGCUGCCCCACCCACCGCCUCCACCUCAGCUGUAGAGUGGCUGAAUGGGAGGAGGCAGGCAGACUCCUUGGAGGCCCUGUGGAGUGUCCUGCCCUGGCUUGCCCUGCCCCGUGGGCGGCUGGCCCUUGGCGCAGGGCACGCGCGCCGCCCCAGGUGCCAAUUGGCUUGCUCUGCCCACUGCCUGUGCCUGCAUUUCCCAUAAUCUAUUUGGGUUUUCUCUGCACAGGGUGAUUCAGGAGGACCACUAGCCUGCCGAAUGGGGGACUCCUGGCUCCUCGCAGGCGUGGUGAGCUGGGGAGAAGGGUGUGCACAGAAGAAUCGCCCUGGUGUUUAUGCCCGUGUCACAUCCUAUCAGUCAUGGAUCCACAGCCUGAUACCAGAGCUGACUUUCACCAGUGUGGAAACCAAGGGCCAUGGGUCAACGGUGAACAACAGAAGCACCAUCAAUGGAGCAUCAGCUGGAAGUCUUAGCUUCAUCUCCAUCAUCAUAGCCACUGUCGUUUUGCUACUAUCUUCUGAGUAGACUCUCCGGAAAAGGAGGGCAGCCCCUUUUUCCUGGGGAGACCUUUGUGCUAAUCCUGCAGGCUUAGUUUGGAAGAGGAUGGAGAUCAUCAGAACUGCCAGUGAGGCCAUCAAGGAGACUUCAAGCUCUGCUGCUGUAUGGUUUUAAGAAGUGACUGUCGGCUAAAGCAGUCCUUCUUGGCCUUUCUGAUACAGAAAUUUGUG